This is a messenger RNA of Rattus rattus (black rat), 1442 nucleotides long. It is a transcript of the gene Rnaseh2b, whose product is annotated as ribonuclease H2 subunit B. The coding region runs from base 34 to 957 and encodes 307 amino acids. Gene Ontology annotation, cellular component: ribonuclease H2 complex; nucleoplasm. The transcript is spliced from 11 exons. Lineage: Eukaryota; Metazoa; Chordata; Mammalia; Rodentia; Muridae. Gene Ontology annotation, biological process: ribonucleotide metabolic process; RNA catabolic process. The record is from RefSeq and is a predicted model, not a curated record.
GGCCCCUCGGCGCCACUUCCGGCGGGUGGCGACAUGGCCGGAGGUCGGGACCGCGGGGACUUGGCUGCUAGGCAGCUAGUGUUCUUACUUCCAGAAUAUUUAAAAGAUGCCUCGAGGAAGUCGAAGAGCGGCCUCCUGUUUGUAAAGCUGGUCAACCCGCACUCAGGGGAAGGAGCCACUUACUUAAUUGAUGCGUGUCUACAGAAGCUCUUUGAAAUAAAAGUUUUCAAGGAAAAACACCAUUCUUGGUUUAUAAAUCAGUCAGUUCAAUCAGGAGGCCUUCUCCACUUCGCCACACCCAUGGACCCUUUAUUUCUGCUCCUUCACUAUCUCAUAAAGGCUGGCAAAGAGGGGAAGUAUCAGCCCUUGGAUCAGGUUGUAGUGGAUGACAAGUUUCCAGAUUGCACUUUGCUGCUGAGAUUUCCUGAGCUUGAGAAGUUACUUCAGCAUGUGACAGAGGAAAAAGAAGUGAACAGCAAGAAGUACUAUAAGUACAGCAUGGAGAAGACGUUGAAGUGGCUGGAGAAGAAGGUCAACCAAACCGUGGCAGCACUGAAAGCCAGUCAUGUCAACGUUGGAGCCCGGGUACAGUCUUCUGCAUAUUUCUCUGGUGUUCAGGUUUCCAGGGACAAGGAAGAAGACUAUGUUCGAUAUGCCCAUGGUCUGAUCUCUGAUUACAUCCCUAAAGAAUUAAGUGACGAUUUAUCCAAGUUCUUGAAGCUUCCAGAACCUCCAGCCUCCCUGCCAAACCCUCCAGCAAAGAAAGUAAAGUUAUCAGAUGAGCCUGUGGAAGCGAAAGAAGAUUACACUAAGUUUAACACUAAGGACUUGAAGAACGGCAAGAAAAAUAGCAAAAUGACUGCAGCUCAGAAGGCUUUGGCUAAAGUUGACAAGAGCGGAAUGAAAAGUAUCGAUGCUUUUUUUGGCGCAAAAAAUAAAAAAACUGGAAAGAUUUGAAGCAUUGAAAAUAAAAUCCAGUGGAACAGAGAAAGAAGUUUGCCUCUUGCCUAUUCUGUCUUGUCUCUUCUUGCCGCUGUCUGCGACCCUAAGUCACUCCGCUGAGAACCGAGUUUGCUUUCACAUCCUGCGGACACUUGCUGGGCUGUGACUUUGUGUCUGACUAACGCAAUCACUGUGGGAAAGUGAUUGUGUGAGCUUCUGUCCAGGGCCUUUGGAACGUUUGCCAUGAUGGAAAGUCAUCACAGCUUCCCCAGGGAGGUGUGAGCGGUGCCCAGCUGUUCCCUGCUCUGUCCUGCUUGGCCUCAGCUGAAAUGAGCUGGACAACAAAACCGUUUAUUUUGGUAAAUUUUAUGAUUAGCCAUAUCUUUGUGUGGAUUCUUGUUCUUUGUAAAAAGAAAAAAAUCAAUAAAACAAAAUUGCAGUCUUCCACUAUGCGGGCAUAACUAGAUAAUCUUCUUAGAAUAAAAAUAUUUUCAAGAACU